GUGAACAAAUACACUCACCACUCUCUCUUGACAGUGUCCUGGAGGUCCGAGCGCCCACCCUUCCGGCCCUCAGAUGGCUCCCUCUGUCUGUCUGGUCCUCCUCCUGGCCGUCUUGCUCAGCCUGGCGGUGACCCCCGCCUCUGCACCCGUCCACCAGGGCCGAGGAGGCUGGACCCUCAACAGUGCCGGCUACCUCCUGGGUCCCGAGCUCCACCUUCUUCAGAGCAGGGACCACGGCAACGGGAAGAAGACAGCCCUGGAGGUCCUGGACCUGUGGAAGGCCAUUGACGGGCUCCCCAAUCCCCACCCUCAGCAGGCCACCAAGAAGAGUCCGAGGGAGACCUUGGCCAAACCAGAGACGGCAGACCCGGGCGAGCUCAGCAAGAAAGCUCCCAGGGAGGGAGAGGUCCUGCAGUCUUAGACGUCUCCACACCUCUCCUCUGCAUCCUUCUCUCCAGCUCCUCCUGAGCCCCCCUCUAGCUCCCUCCACUGAGACUAGGAUCUUGAAAUUAAGUCCCCAAAUCCUAUGUCGAAAAUUUGGAGUGUUGGCAGAAUUUCCCUCAAAAGUUCCCAGACUGUCUCGGGUUUCACUGAUUUUUCCUGGGCAUUGUUAACAAGCUCAAGAAUAAUUCUGGAACCAUUUGGUUAAUGUAAUCAGGGAAUAUUUCCGUAGUCCGUGUAAAGUGAUUGUAUUCUUUCA
This is a messenger RNA of Neofelis nebulosa (Clouded leopard), 700 nucleotides long. It is a transcript of the gene GALP, whose product is annotated as galanin like peptide. The coding region runs from base 74 to 421 and encodes 115 amino acids. Gene Ontology annotation, biological process: behavioral response to starvation; antimicrobial humoral immune response mediated by antimicrobial peptide; defense response to Gram-negative bacterium. Lineage: Eukaryota; Metazoa; Chordata; Mammalia; Carnivora; Felidae. The transcript is spliced from 5 exons. Gene Ontology annotation, molecular function: hormone activity. The record is from RefSeq and is a predicted model, not a curated record. Gene Ontology annotation, cellular component: extracellular region.